UGGAAGACCAUUUGCACGAACUUCAAACAUUGGCGACAACAACAUUAAAACAACAACCAAAAAGCUCAAUAUAAAAGUACAUUCAUAAUGUUGAGACAAAUAAAACCCCGCAAUGCGCGCUCGAAACGAGCACUCGAGAAGAAAGCGCCGAAAGUAGUCGAGAAUCCUAAGACGGCUCUUUUCCUCCGCGGAACUACCUGUUCGCAAGUCGUACAGGAUGCUUUAACCGACCUCUAUUCCUUGCGCCAGCCGCUCGCUAAGAAAUUCACCAAGAAGAAUGCCAUACACCCCUUUGAAGAUCCCGCCUCGCUCGAAUUCUUCAGCGAGAAGAAUGAUACAUCUCUGCUCGUAUUUGGCAGCAGCUCCAAGAAGCGCCCGCACACGUUAACCCUGGCGCGCACGUUCGCAAGCAAGAUCCUUGAUAUGUUAGAAUUACACCUAGACCCGGAGAGCUUCCGGCGCAUCUCCCAGUUCAAAGGGCGCAAGUUUGCUGUUGGUUUACGGCCGAUGAUGCUAUUUUCUGGCACUGCCUUUGAGAGCCCCGUGGCAAACGAGUAUACUAUGGUUAAGAGCAUGUUGAUCGAUCUAUUCAAAGGCGACACCACAAGCGACAAAAUUGACGUGGAGGGCUUACAGUACAUCGUGUCUGUGUCAGCCGAAGAGCCCGUAGGCGAUGCUGUGAAGCCGGCGAUCCACCUGCGCAUAUAUCUUAUUUCGACGAAGCGCAGCGGCCAGCGUCUCCCCAGAGUUGAGGUAGAGGAGAUGGGCCCCCGAAUGGACUUCCGCGUCGGCCGAAUGCAGGAACCCGAAGAGGCAGUACUGAAGGAAGCCAUGAAGACGGCGAAGGUGGGCGAAGAGAAGACCAAGAAGAACGUUACGACGGAUAGCAUUGGUGACAAGAUCGGCCGCAUCCACCUUGGCAGACAGGAUCUUAGCGAGCUGCAGACGAGGAAGAUGAAGGGACUUAAGAGAAGUCGAGAUCUAGAUGACGAGGAAAUGGAAGAUUCUGUUGUCGACGAGGACGCCCUAAAACGUCAGAAGAAGUAAUUGGCCUUUUGAGGACGAAGCGCAUGGAAUGGCGUUCUGGUUGGGUUGAUUUGGUAUUGCUACAUUACAUGUACGUGUCUUGUGGAGUUGGGAGUUCCCCGUUAAUGAGAUCUAUACCUCAUCCAAAUCUACUUCCCACAGCUGAAUUGAUAACAUCUCAUGCUCCCCCCGCUACUUCUGUGACUUGAACUCUUGGUACAUCCUACCAACUCAAAGGAAGCCUAGUAGAGAUAAUUCCCAAGCACAUAUGUGGAAUGUGUAUCCUACCGCCAUGUUGAAACCAUAUGCGUCGU
Messenger RNA from Daldinia caldariorum, 1340 nucleotides. Its product is annotated as Brix-domain-containing protein. Bases 88 to 1047 code for a protein of 319 amino acids. The record is from RefSeq and is a predicted model, not a curated record. Gene Ontology annotation, cellular component: nucleolus. Gene Ontology annotation, biological process: maturation of LSU-rRNA from tricistronic rRNA transcript (SSU-rRNA, 5.8S rRNA, LSU-rRNA); ribosomal large subunit assembly. Lineage: Eukaryota; Fungi; Ascomycota; Sordariomycetes; Xylariales; Hypoxylaceae. The transcript has 3 exons. Gene Ontology annotation, molecular function: rRNA binding.